This is a messenger RNA of Hypoxylon trugodes, 1215 nucleotides long. Its product is annotated as nucleoside phosphorylase domain-containing protein. The record is from RefSeq and is a predicted model, not a curated record. Gene Ontology annotation, biological process: nucleoside metabolic process. Bases 1 to 1215 code for a protein of 404 amino acids. NCBI's taxonomy places the organism in Eukaryota, Fungi, Ascomycota, Sordariomycetes, Xylariales, Hypoxylaceae. Gene Ontology annotation, molecular function: catalytic activity. The transcript has 3 exons.
AUGUCUGAGCAGCUUAUCAUGAAUCCUCAUCGUACCCUCGCUAUAUCGACGGAUAGUAUUCUGUCAUGUAGUCCAACAUCUCGUAACGGCUUUCAUAUCGCGAUUGUUUGUGCUCUCCCUAUCGAAGCUGAUGCUAUCAUAGCAGCCUUCGGCAUUUACUGGGAAGACCACGGCCUACUGUACGACAAGGCAUACGGCGAUCCCAACGCUUAUUCUACCGGUGUUAUUGGAAGACAUAAUGUUGUAGUUGCACACAUGCCGAGCAUGGGGAAGGCGAGCGCAGCGUCGGUCGCCGUCAACCUUCGGCUCAGCUUCCCCAAGAUUGAGCUGGUUCUUGUCGCUGGCACUUGUGGAUGCUCCCCCAAAACGUCAGAGGGAGAUGAGAUAAUUCUUGGUGAUGUAAUCAUCAGUACUGGGGUAGUCCAAUACGACUUGGGACAUCGGAUGCCCGAGGGAUUCAAGUCCAAAAAGAAAAUCUUGGACUCGCUAGGCCGGCCUAACACUGAACUACGGAGCAUUGUGAACAAAAUACAAGGCAUUCGUGGUCGGAAAAAGCUUCGGAAUAACAUAGCUGAGUGCUUGGCUCAAUUCCAAGGUGUUCCUGAACUUGAAGCCGAGUAUCCAGGUAUCGAGGAGGAUAGGCUGUUCCAGGCUGAGUAUUGCCAUCGAAUUGAUGGGAAAUCAUGCAAAGAGUGUGGCUGUGAUGGGGAAAAAUUGAUACCGCGCGUGCGUCUCAACACCAACCAUCAAGUAGUCGAGCAUUUUGGUUUGAUUGCAUCAGGCGACACGGUCCUGAUGUCGGGACGAGACCGUGAUAUCCUUACUCAAGAAGAAAAUGUGAUCGGCUUUGAAAUGGAAGGCGCUGGCGUGUGGGAUAACUAUCCCUGUGUGGUCAUUAAGGGCGCGUGUGAUUACGCGGAUAGCCAUAAGAAUGAGAAGUGGCGGAGGUACGCCGCAGCGACGUCGGCGGCGUGUGUGAAAGCGUUUCUCAACUCCUGGGUCCCUGGGAAUUCAGAGUCUCGGAUUCUGUCUGGACCGGAAGUUGGUCCUUCUUCAGCGGUGAUCUUUGACGGCAAUCAAGAAAUACUGCAUCAACGUUCUCAGCCGCGUUUUACAAAUACUCCCCAGGAGAUAUUGGAACCGAACAAUACUCUAAGGGACCCCGAGAUAUUCGGCGAGAUGAAGCAUGUUAAAGGCCUUAAGUUAAUUAGAUAG